Sphenostylis stenocarpa is the source of this 1023-nucleotide messenger RNA. NCBI's taxonomy places the organism in Eukaryota, Viridiplantae, Streptophyta, Magnoliopsida, Fabales, Fabaceae. The record is from the annotation of a GenBank genome assembly.
AUGAGUUUCUCAAGUAUAAAUUGCUUGUUCUAUCUCUUGCUGUUGUUUGCAUUCUGUGAAAUGCAAAGCAUUGCAGGAAACAACAUUCUGACCUGCACCACCUUCGGCAGUCGGUGCUUUGCCAAGAAAGUGUCAUGCCCGAAUGAGUGCCCUCUUCAAUCACCAUCCAACCCAAAAGCCAAAGUCUGCUAUCUUGACUGUCAUUCUCCCACUUGCGAAGCUCAAUGCAAAAAUCGCAAACCAAAUUGCAAUGGGCGUGGAUCUGCAUGCCUGGACCCUCGUUUUGUUGGAGCAGAUGGAAUUGUUUUCUACUUCCAUGGAAGGAGAAAUGAGCAUUUCGCCUUAGUAUCCGAUGUCAACCUCCAGAUCAAUGCACGUUUCAUUGGCCUCAGGCCAGCAACUAGAACAAGGGACUACACUUGGAUCCAAGCAUUGGGACUCCUCUUCGGUUCCCACAAGUUCACCAUUGAGGCCACCCCAGCACCAUCAUGGAACGGUGAAGUUGACCACUUGAAGUUUUCUCACAAUGGCAAAGAACUUGCCAUCCCAGAUGGUUACCUCUCCACAUGGAAGUGCCCACAAAAUCAAGUUAGAAUAGAGAGAACAUCAAGCAAGAACAGUGUUACCAUUACUCUCCCAGAAGUUGCUGAGAUAUUUGUCAAUGUUGUGCCUGUCACAAAGGAAGAUAGUAGAAUCCACAACUACCAAAUUCCUGAGGAUGAUUGCUUUGUUCAUUUGGAGGUGCAGUUCAAAUUCCAUGGUUUGUCUUCAAAAGUUGAAGGGGUUCUUGGAAGGACUUAUCAGCCAGAUUUUCAGAAUCCAGCAAAGUUGGGGGUGGCAAUGGCAGUGGUUGGAGGGGAAGACAGGUACAGAACCACAUCACUAGUCUCUGCAGAUUGUGGGGUUUGUUUGUUUGAUGAUGCAAAAGAAGCUUCAGAGAAUAUUAACUUAGUGAGUGAAUAUGGUGUCAUGGAUUGCACUGGUAUGGCCAACAGUGGGAAUGGCAUAGUUUGCAGAAGAUGA